AUGAUGCGUCGUGCUCUCCUCCAGAUCCCCCGCUCCGCCAAUCGAGCUCUAACAUCCACUACCCGGCCAAUUCUAGCAUCACCCAGCAUCUCCCGACCAGCUCCUCUCGUCACCGCGAAGCGUGCCUACCACGAAAAAGUCCUCGACCACUACUCGAACCCCCGAAAUGUUGGCUCGAUGGCCAAGAACGACACGGAUGUCGGGACCGGACUGGUCGGCGCCCCGGCCUGUGGCGAUGUCAUGAAACUGCAGAUCCGGGUCGAUGGGAAGACGAACACAAUCUCCGAUGUCAAGUUCAAGACGUUUGGCUGCGGGUCCGCGAUUGCGAGUAGUAGUUAUUUGACGGAGUUGGUUAGGGGGAUGACAUUGGAGCAGGCAGGGAAGGUCAGGAAUACAGAGAUUGCGAAGGAGUUGUGUUUGCCGCCUGUUAAGUUGCAUUGCUCGAUGUUGGCUGAAGAUGCUAUCAAGUCAGCCAUUUCGAAUUACUACACCAAGAAUCCUAAGGCUAGGGCUACAGAUCUCGGUGGCACUGGAGCAUCUAUGCCAAAGAUUGAGGUUGAGCAGGUCGCACAAGAGACUGCUAUGGCUUGA
Molecule: messenger RNA, 591 nt
Organism: Endocarpon pusillum Z07020
Lineage: Eukaryota; Fungi; Ascomycota; Eurotiomycetes; Verrucariales; Verrucariaceae
Product: Iron sulfur cluster assembly protein 1
Exons: 2
Coding region: 1-591 (196 amino acids)
Biological process (GO): intracellular iron ion homeostasis; iron-sulfur cluster assembly
Cellular component (GO): cytoplasm; mitochondrial matrix
Molecular function (GO): ferrous iron binding; 2 iron, 2 sulfur cluster binding
Source: RefSeq, a predicted model, not a curated record